Penicillium coprophilum is the source of this 1218-nucleotide messenger RNA. Its product is annotated as putative proline racemase. Bases 1 to 1218 code for a protein of 405 amino acids. NCBI's taxonomy places the organism in Eukaryota, Fungi, Ascomycota, Eurotiomycetes, Eurotiales, Aspergillaceae. Gene Ontology annotation, molecular function: hydro-lyase activity. The transcript has a single exon. The record is from RefSeq and is a predicted model, not a curated record.
AUGGAAAUCCCACAACCCCUCCAAGCACCAGGUCCCAUCAAACCGAUAACCUGCGUCGAAAUGCACACAGCAGGAGAGCCAACACGAAUUGUAUGGGACGGUAUUCCACCUCUAGCAGGUAGACUCCUUGAACAACGAGCGCAAGCAAAAUCGAAAUUUGACGAAUUCCGCCGUGUACUCAUGCUCGAACCACGCGGCCACUACGACAUGUACGGUGCGAUUUUACGACCUGAAACUGAGCUUGUCACAUCUGGAGAAGCCCAUAUAGGUGUUCUGUUCAUGCACAAUGAGGGAUUCUCGACCAUGUGCGGACAUGCGACGAUCGCGCUGGGUCGGUUCCUUGUCGACGUUGACGAGAAGGUAUUUCCUCGUCGGAAGGAAUUGAAACAUGAUCCCAUAUCCCAGACAACGACUCUUAAUCUGCAUGUGCCAUGUGGGGUGGUGGAGGUGACUGUCCCCACCUUGGCGUGUGGGAAGUCAGAUGCGUCGCGGCCUGUUUCUUUCGUGUCUGUGCCGUCGUUUGCUACGGCUAUCUCCUUGCAGGUCCCUGUACCCGAGAAAUACCGUUGGGCUGAGCUUCAUGACAAGACUACUGUCACAGUUGAUUUUGCUUAUGGUGGUGCGUACUAUUGUAUGAUUAGUGCCGAGGAAUUGGGAUUCCCUAGUGGUCUUGGUGCGGUUAAGUUACAGGAGAUGGACCAUGCGACGAAGUUGCUCAAGGAGGCGGUGGUCACAAAUCCAGACUUGAAAUAUCUCACUCAAGAUAUUCGAACUGCUGAAGAAGGGUUCUUGUACGGUAUCAUGAUCACAGAUACCCGACUGGGACAUGUUAGUGCCUCGGAGGGGACGGCGGCCGCUCGUGCGCAGCUGAAUGUGAGUAGCGAGGAGACGGGGCUCUGUUUCUUUGCGAAUCAGCAGAUUGACCGGUCCCCCACUGGAAGCUGUGUCGCUGCGAGAGUGGCUCUCGCACAUGCCAAAGGGUCUUUGCUUAAGGGCGAGAAGAGGAUCUAUAAUUCAUUGGUGACCCGUGCUUAUAGAGGUCUUUCUGGGUUCGUUGGCUCCGUUUUUGAUGAUGGAGACACACGUGGAGAACAUCAACAGAGUGUUCGAGUCUCAGUCGAAGGAUAUGCAUAUUAUACCGGAUAUCAUUCCUUUGUGGUAGAGAAGGAGGAUGGCCUGGGAGUGGAUGGAUUCUCUGUGAGGGAUAUUGCUCUUUAA